UUCUCCUCCGAUGGCGCAUUAUUCCGCAUGCCCUUCACGGAAUAGAAACCGAACUGAAGAAAGUCAUCAAAGCCCGACAGAACUCUCCCCCUCGGAAUGAUUUAAUGCAGUCGCUUCUCGAAUCUCACGAGGUAAGCACAGACAGCAGGGCUCUGACCGCGCGGGGAGACACCGUGGAUGAUCAGAAGCCUUCCAGGACCGUAGCCGUCCAGCUGACGACAGAUGAAGUAGUGGGCAGCGCCAUAACGCUGUUUCUGGCUGGCUCCGAUACGACGAGCACCGGACUCGGAUUCCUCCUCCACUGUCUCGGGAAAUACCCCGACGUACAGCAGCGUUUGCGAGACGAAAUCGAAGAAGCCCUUGAGCGCUGCGGAGAGAUCACCUACGAAGUUGCGAUGAACCUCAAGUACAUGGACCGAGUGAUUCAGGAGACUUUCCGCCAUCUACCGCCCGUGACGGGAAUAAUAACGAGACGGGCGCUGACGAACGUGGAUAUUUGCGGAACCGGAUAUCCAGCUGGUCUCGCGUUCUAUUUCCCCCCUCAGCGGAUUCACAAGGAUCCCAAGUAUUGGGAUGAGCCCUCGAAGUUCGAUCCGGACCGUUUCCUAAAGCCGCUGAAACAUCCGCUUGCCUACCAGGCUUUCGGCGCCGGACCAAGGAAUUGCGUAGGAAUGAGACCGGCUCUGCUUUUCUUGAAACUCUCUCUGUGCAAACUCAUCCCGGAGUUCGAAUUCAAAUCUGACGAAGAUCCUAAGUGUAGAGGAGUGAUGAUAGUGACACAUGCGGAACGCAUCAUGAUAGCCGUGAAGCAUCUGAAAUAGGAGCUCUCUCAGAAUAGAACA
Galendromus occidentalis (western predatory mite) is the source of this 842-nucleotide messenger RNA. Its product is annotated as cytochrome P450 3A6. NCBI's taxonomy places the organism in Eukaryota, Metazoa, Arthropoda, Arachnida, Mesostigmata, Phytoseiidae. The coding region runs from base 105 to 821 and encodes 238 amino acids. Gene Ontology annotation, molecular function: oxidoreductase activity, acting on paired donors, with incorporation or reduction of molecular oxygen; iron ion binding; heme binding. The record is from RefSeq and is a predicted model, not a curated record. The transcript is spliced from 4 exons.